Messenger RNA from Bombus terrestris (buff-tailed bumblebee), 1481 nucleotides. It is a transcript of the gene OSCP1, whose product is annotated as protein OSCP1. Gene Ontology annotation, biological process: transport. The record is from RefSeq and is a predicted model, not a curated record. Lineage: Eukaryota; Metazoa; Arthropoda; Insecta; Hymenoptera; Apidae. Bases 332 to 1414 code for a protein of 360 amino acids. The transcript has 4 exons. Gene Ontology annotation, cellular component: plasma membrane; cytoplasm.
UAACUUAUUGCAGUUAAGAUAUUAAUGUUUUACAAAAUAAAUUAGUUACGGAGAUAACUAUGUAUUGAUUUUCGCACAAUCAUUUUUUCAUUUAGUUACUAAAUAGAUCGAAAUAUACAAUUUGAAGCAAAAUGCAAUGUACUUGCUUCUAAAAGGAUAACUGUUCACGACUAUGAAAUAGAAAAUAUCGCGCAGUCUCAUUUAAAUACAUUACGUCAAUUAAUUUUAUGUACAUUUCUGUCGCUAAGACGACGCUAUCCGUAAACUACGUGUAAGUACUAAAACCAUAAAAGUACUCUAUUUUUGAAAGUGGAAGUGAAAGUAAGAAAAAAUGUCAUUAUAUGCAACACCAAUACUUUAUUUAAACAUGGGUGGUGAAAUGUUAUAUGUUUUACGACAAAGACUGAAGGCACAAAGGAUAAGUGCUGAUAAAACUAUACAAGUGUUAGACGAAGUAACUGCUGCUUUACUUAAUCCUAAAAUGCUGUCUUCCGUAUUUGAGGAAAAAUCUUUGACUAAGAUAUCUCUUUUACGACCUACUUUAGAAUGUGUUGUAUUAUCAUCAAUAAUGAAACUUGAUAAAAGUAGUAUGAAUAAACUGUUCGAUCUAAUGAUCAUGAUGGUUAAAUAUCAGUUAACUGCAGCUACUGGUCCUGUAGAAGUUGUAUUGUUAAUAUUAAACCAUACAGAUGCAAUGCGUGACAUGGUUAGCAAUCCAAAUGCUCAACAAUGUAUUGGAUUAGUACACCAAAUGGUAACCGAUUUUUAUGGUACAUUAACUUUUGAAGAAGUUUGGAAUGCCAGAAAUGAUUGUUUGAAAGAAUUAGAGUAUUAUUCCGUGAAAGUAUCUAUACUUCUUAGACUUGGAUUACAAAAUGAUGAUGGUAGCUUUAAUUCAAUGUACCAUAAAUACAAUGAAAAAUAUAAAGAAAAUAAAACUCGUUUUUCUGGUACAAAAUUAUGUGAUAUAGAUUUGAAAACUUACUGUGAUGGUUCUUUUAAUCUUUUUGGUGAACGAGGUACAAUACUAGGCAAAAAUAUGUAUUCUAUGUUGUAUGGCAUAUCAAAACUAACUUCUGAACAAGAAAAUCAUAAUUACGUUAAAGAAUGUGGUACAAAAGCAGAACUUGGUAUGUUAGCUGUUCAACUGGGAACUGAAGAAACUUUGUACAAACGACCUUUUACUUUGAAUUUAUUUUCAACUGAAGAUAAUGAUAAUACAAAUAUAGAAUGCGAGUCCGAUUCUAAGGAGGACAGUCAGAGUGACGUUACAGUUACAAAAUAUGAAAAAACGAAAUUUAAUGAAGAUUAUAAAACGAAACUUGAUAUCAUACGUACAGAUCUUUUUAAAGAUGAUCAUGAAGACAUAAAAUACAGCAUGAAUUUGUUAGAACUUUUAGAUAAAACAGAAUAAUUUUAUUUAAACUUACUUUUUCGAUUACGCCAUGAUAAUUAAUAAAAUAAAUAAAAAUUUUCUUUAA